Messenger RNA from Gadus macrocephalus (Pacific cod), 4558 nucleotides. RefSeq names its product peptidase domain containing associated with muscle regeneration 1b (gene pamr1b). Gene Ontology annotation, biological process: proteolysis. Gene Ontology annotation, molecular function: serine-type endopeptidase activity. The coding region runs from base 78 to 3758 and encodes 1226 amino acids. NCBI's taxonomy places the organism in Eukaryota, Metazoa, Chordata, Actinopteri, Gadiformes, Gadidae. The record is from RefSeq and is a predicted model, not a curated record. The transcript is spliced from 14 exons.
GAGGGAGGGAGACGGAGAACGAUUGAGAGCAUGAUGUCAGCUGAGUUCAGAAAGUAAACAGUGGAGCAGUCUGCAGCAUGCUGUCUGCCGGCCGGGGAGUUUGCCUGGGGAGACCCCAGCGCGGGGGCACCCACACCAUCCCGUGGACCGGCACCCGUGGGUACAGGGGUCGGGGGCUGCCGUCCUUCGUCUCCAUCUUCACCUUUGUCCUCCUCCUCAUCCUCCCGCUCCAGGGCUCAGCCUGGCCUCACGACUACAGGUACGGUUUCUCCGACCACUGCCCUGGACCGGAGUGGAGCGUGAUGUGCCGCAACUGCUGCGAGUAUGACGUCAUCCGGUGUAAAUGUCCGCUGCAGGGCACCCGCGUGGGCUACGCCGUGCCGUGCUGCCGUAACGCCAUCAACGAGUGUGACCCCUGCAUCAUCCACCCAGGGUGCAGUAUCUUUGAGAACUGUAAGCGGUGCAACAACGGGACCUGGGGUCCCCGCGACGACUUCUUCAUCAGAGGGAAAUUCUGCGCCGAGUGCCGCCCUGGCUGGUCUGGGGGGGACUGCCUGCAGUGCGGGGGAGUGGUACGUAAACGACAAGGACAUCUGGUUCUGGAGAGCUACCCCAACAAUGCCCGCUGUGAGUGGACCGUGCAGGUGGACCGAGCCUUCACCAUCGACUUCAGGUUCAUGAUGUUGAGUCUAGAGUUUGACCACUCUUGUCGCUAUGACUACGUGGAGAUCCGAGACGGCGACAGCAUCAACUCGCAGGUCAUCGGUCGGUUCUGUGGGAACACCCGACCCGGGCUGAUCCAGAGCUCGGGGAACACGCUGCACGUCCUCUUCGUCUCCGACGGCUACAAGAACUUUGAUGGCUUCUUCGCCACGUUCCAGGAGAGUUCUGCUUGCAGCUCCUCUCCGUGUCUGCAUGAUGGGACUUGCGUGCUGGACACCUCCUACUCCUUCUACUGUGCCUGUCUGUCUGGCUACACGGGACGGAGGUGUGAAAACGUGGAGCAGUCCUGUUCCCUCCCGCCCAAGCCGGCCCACGGGGACCACUUCCUGGUGUACGGGCCCAACGACGUGCUGAUCGCCCUGCAGUACCUCUGCUACCGGCCUUACAAGCUGACUGGCGGCUCCCAGCGGACCUGUCUGCCCAACAACACCUGGAGCGGAACCCCGGCCCUCUGUAGCAGAGUGAACAACACACUGGAGGAACCAGGAAGACACAUGGAGACCAAUGUAGCCGUCAAAGUUACUGAAGGCCAGGCUAACACAACGGAGGCUACGAAGACAGAGGCUCAUACGACUGAGGCCAAUGCACCCGCGGCUAACACGCCGGAAGCUACAACGACGGAAGCUAAUACAAAUGAGGUUAAUACUACAGAGGUUAGCACCACCGAGGCUUAUACCACAGAGGUGAACGCAACGGAGUUGAACAAAGCUGAGGUUAAUACGACAGAGCUUACAACUACAGAAGUUAACACGAGAGAGGUUAAUACUACGGAGGCUGUCAACGGGCAUGAAGUCGAUGCAGAGCACCGAAACACGACGACGGGAGGCCAUGGAGAGCCGUCCGUCAUCAACACUCUGGACAUCCCUGACACAGAGGAGAGGAGAACGUUCUCACCAGACCCCCGCGGACGCGGUGACGCCCUGGAGGGCGACUGGACAGACAUCUUAAACAGCGUGGACACGGUGGAAACCAGAGACAACGACCCAGCGGCGGUCGGAGAGAAGGACGGACGCUCGAAGGAAACCACGGCCGGGAACGACGUGAUUGACGACACGAGGGGCGGGACAGCGGAGGUGACGGAGGUAGCGGUGGUCAGAGAUAAGGGGCGGGAGGAGGAGGAGGAGAGGAGGAAGGAGCAGGUGGAGGAGGACAGCAGCCCAGACAAGGUCAGCCCCAACGACAGCGAGAGGAAGAUAGCCCUGUCCGAGCGGGACAACGUCCUGGACGCAGCGUCGGAGGUCGCCCCGGAGGUUGUGCCGACAGCCAACCGGACGUGGACCGCCGACGGCAACGAGAUCGUGACAGUGAACAAGACAUGGGUUCCACCAGAGCCGGAGAUGGAGACCGUACCAAGCAGGAGCAACAGCUCCCGGUUCACUCCGUACAGAGCGGGGGACGGCGAAGGAGAGGAGACCCCUGGGAAAGCCACGACGGACGGCGCGAAAGAGAGCCGAAACGAAAAGACAGACGAAGACACAAAAGCAGGGAAGGAUGCUGCUGGGAAGGCGAGGGAGGACCUGGAGAAGGAGGUGAAAGAACAAGAGAGGCAGCAGAAGGAGAAGAAAAAGGAGGAGAAGGAGAAGAAGAAGGAGGAGGAGAAGGAGAAGAAAAAGGAGGAGGAGAAGGAGAAAGAUCUCAACGCCAGCAUUGACGGGGGGGUGUGCCGGGCUCCGCCCCGCCCACACCACGGCUCCCUCCGGCCCGUGCCAGGGCUGGUUCCAGCGACGGUGGAAUACUCCUGUAACCAUUCGUACGCACUCAGCGGUGAGGCCCGCCGAGCCUGCCAGCCCAACGGCACCUGGAGCGGCACGCAGCCGCUCUGCGUCCGAGCCUGCAGAGAACCAAAGGUAUCAGAGCUGGUCAGACAGAAAGUGCUGCCGCUGCAGAUUCCAUCCAGGAAGACCCCCAUCCACAAGCUCUACUCCAUGGGGCUGGGGCACCUGCUGCAGGCCGACGAGCCCCGGGGGGCUGUCCAGGCCCUGCCCCAGGGCUUCCACCACCUGUACGCUCAGAUAGAGUACCAGUGUGCCUCUCCCUACUACCACCACGCCGGCAGUUCACGCCGCACCUGCCUCAAGACCGGCAAGUGGAGCGGGCGUCAUGUCUCCUGCUCGCCAGUGUGUGGGAAGCAUUCGACCUUUGACCCCCAGAGGCCAGCAGAAGCCCACUGGCCUUGGCUGGCGGCCAUCUAUCGGCGCUCCACCAAGAAAGCCAACGCGUCCAAGGCGGCCUCAUUGAAGCCCCUGAAGAGCGGCGCCGGGUCGGUUCCGGGGGGCCAGGACGGGGGGUCCGACUGGCAGCUGGUGUGCAGUGGGGCCCUUGUGAACCAGCGCAGCGUGGUGGUGGCGGCCCACUGCGUGACCGAGCUGGGGAAGGCGUACCCCCUGGGGACCGCCAAGAUGAAAGUGGUGGUUGGCAAGCACUACCGCAACGACCUCAGGACCUCCAAGGGCCUGCAACACCUCAGGGUGGCCUCAGUCGCCGUGCACCCCAACUACGACCCCCUGAUCCUGGACUCGGACCUGGCCGUGCUCCGGCUGCUGGACAAGGCCCGGAUCGGGGAGCAGACCCUGCCUCUGUGCCUCCCGGACGCCCUGGUACCCCCCGUGGCGGGGGUCCCCCGGGAGGGCCUGGUCACGGGCUGGUCCCCGCUGCCCGACCCGUCCCUGGGGGUGGAGGAGCGGGCCCGGGUGGGGCUGGUGCGCCUGGCCGACGUGGUGCCCUGCGAGCAGCAGUACGCCCGCAACGGCGCCCCCGUCAGCGUCUCGGACAACAUGCUGUGCGCCAGCCACAAGCCCGACUACGGCGUGUCCAACAUCUGCCCCUCCGACACCGGCGGGAUCCUGGUCCUGCCCGGGGCCCCCACCUCCGGGGACCCAGCGGAGGGCCGGGACCCAGAGGAGGGCCAGGCCCCGUGGCGGCUGAUGGGCCUGGUGAGCUUCGGGUACGAGCAGGGGGAGUGUGACCCGGCACUCUACACUGUGUACACGCACGUGGCCCACUUCAAGGACUGGAUCGAGGGCCUCAUGAGAUAAACCUAUCGCCCUCCUGGCUGGCUCCCCUCCUCCUCCUUCUUCUCUAAAACGCUGGGCCUGUGCUCACCUUCACAAAACUCUCACUGUCUCUUUAGUGUCUCUUUCUCACUGUCUCUCUCUCACUGUGGCUUCACUGCCUCUCUCUCACUGUUUCUCUCAUACUGUCUCUUCACUGUCUCUCUCACUGGCUCCUCAGAGUCUCUCUCUCAGCGUCUCUCCACUUUCUCUCUCACACUGCUUGAAACGAGGAGGCGGUGUCUGCAUUAGUUCCAUCUGGAGCCGUGAUACUUCAACCGUCACUUGGACAGGCACCAAACGUUAGCGGAAGAAAGACUUGAGAAUCUGUCGAUCGGCUGCUGCUGGUCGACAAUGUACUGGCUGUUAUGUAUAUAGGAUGCACUGUAUUAUUCUUAACUCAUAGGAUUCAGAGAUGUACAUAUUGUAUUAAAGGAUAAGUCUUUGUGUUUAAUUAAAGGUGAUGCCGUUGUAAAGACUGUAAAGAAUCUGCCAUUAAUUAAGAUAAGGUUACGUCGAUAAUUGAGGAGGUAAUUUGGUGGUCAAACAUUUUCAUUAAAUGUAGGAUGGGGUCCGCUUGUGAGGCUUAUAAAUAGUACGCUAUUUACAUUACAUAUUAGUCACAAAACCCUGGCACGCCACCCUCAAUUAGCAUGAGCUAAAAUGACAUGUUAUCCAUGACAGAGAAAUGCAAUUACAAUACCCAUUAAAAGAAAAUCCCUCAGCAAAUGCAUUAUUUAAGAAUGAAUUGCUCUUCUGUGCGCAAAUUAAAUUCCUGGCUUGAA